AUGGCAUUUUAUGCAAUUGAAGAAAAGCUGAAAGAGCAAGGUCGAAGUUGCAGUGAUUUUGGUAUACCAUCACCAACAUCUGUUCCUUAUUCAUUUGAACGAAAAAUUAUCAAUAAGGAAGAAGAACUUCAAAUAGCUCAAGAAAUGUAUGCAAUGUUGAAUCAAGAUCAGCGUUUAGCAGCAGAUGAAAUUCUUGCAGCUCAUCGUAAACAAUCAACCACCGUUGACUUAUAUUUCUUCAUAGAUGGACCUGGAGGUACAGGAAAAUCCUACCUUUAUAACACCCUAUAUCACUUAUUCAUGGGUCAAGGUGUCUACGUUAUGCCAGUUAUAUGGACAGGAAUUGCUGGAAGUUUACUACUUCAAUGA
Rotaria sordida is the source of this 369-nucleotide messenger RNA. NCBI's taxonomy places the organism in Eukaryota, Metazoa, Rotifera, Eurotatoria, Philodinida, Philodinidae. The record is from the annotation of a GenBank genome assembly.